This is a messenger RNA of Closterium sp. NIES-65, 1836 nucleotides long. NCBI's taxonomy places the organism in Eukaryota, Viridiplantae, Streptophyta, Zygnematophyceae, Desmidiales, Closteriaceae. The record is from the annotation of a GenBank genome assembly.
AUGGGCUGUGCGGGAUCGAAAACUAAGGACGAUACGUCUCCUCCUCGACGGAGAGAUGCAUCAGAGGAGGCCGUUCCCGCUCCGAAAGUUGCACCGGACGAUUUAUCAGAUCAAUUGUUAUCACGAGACGAUGGACCAGCAGCAGAUUCUCAACGGUCAAAUCCACCGACACAGGUUACCGGGUUACCACCAGGAGGUCCACCGGGGUUACACGGAUCGCCAGCUGUUCCCGCGCAGGAGCAGUCACCGCAGAGCGAAUUGGCAGCAGUGCCAGCGCCGUCGCCGGGGCCCACAGGAGCGCGGAUUGCGGCUCAGACGUUCACGUUUCGAGAGCUGGAGCGAGCGACGGGCGGGUUCUCCGAGAAGAAUUUUAUAGGCGAGGGCGGGUUUGGUCGCGUGUACAAAGGGUGGCUGGAGUCUACAGGCCAGGUGGUAGCGGUGAAGCAGUUGGAUAGGAACGGCGUGCUGGGCAACAGGGAGUUCCUGGUCGUGGUGCUCAUGCUGAGCCUGGUGGUAGCUGUGAAGCAGUUGGAUAGGAACGGCGUGCAGGGAAAUCGGGAAUUUCUGGUGGAGGUGCUCAUGCUCAGCCUGCUGCACCAUCCGAAUCUCGUGAAUCUCAUUGGCUACUGCGCGGACGGCGAUCAACGGCUGCUGGUGUACGAAUUCAUGCCACGUGGCGCCCUUGAGGACCAUCUGCAUGACCUACCUGAGGGCAGGGCGAGUCUGGAGUGGAGCAAGCGCAUGAGAGUGGCAGCAGGGGCGGCCAAGGGCCUUGAGUACCUUCACGAGGAGGCUUCUCCGCCCGUCAUCUACCGCGAUUUCAAGUCCUCCAACAUCCUCCUCGACGAGAACUGGCACCCCAAGCUCUCGGAUUUCGGGCUGGCGAAGCUGGGGCCUGUGGGGGACAAGACGCACGUGUCGACGCGGGUGAUGGGCACGUAUGGGUACUGCGCGCCCGAGUAUGCGAUGACGGGGCAGCUCACGGUUAAGAGCGAUGUGUAUAGUUUCGGAGUGGUGCUGCUGGAGCUGAUCACGGGGCGGAAGGCCAUUGACAGCUCGAGGCCGCAUGGAGAGCACAACCUCUCGCCACCUCUCGCUAUGUCCUCCACUUCCUCCCUUCUCCCCGGCCCCUUGCAUCCAUGUGUGUGUGUCUCUCUCUCUCUCAUUCUGUCUUCCUACCGCCCACCAACCCCGCUCCCCCCACCCAUCACAGGCGCGGCCGCUCUUCAAGGACAGGAGGAAGUUCCCAGCCAUGGCGGACCCCUUGCUGCAGGGGCGCUACCCCAUGCAUCCAUGUGCCUUUCUCUCUUUCUCUAUCUAUCGUCCUCCCCAACGACCCCUUCCCCCACUCACACAGGCGCGACCUCUAUUCAAGGACAGGAGGAAGUUUCCAGCCAUGGCGGACCCCCUGCUGCAGGGCCGCUACCCCAUGCGUGGGCUGCGCGGCCGCUCUUCAAGGACAGGAGGAAGUUCCCAGCCAUGGCGGACCCCCUGCUGCAGGGCCGCUACCCCAUGCGUGGGCUGUACCAGGCGCUGGCAGUUGCUGCCAUGUGCCUGCAGGAGCAGGCCAGCCAGCGCCCCAUGAUCCACGAUGUGGUUACCGCUCUCAACUACCUGUCGUCACAGCCCUACGACCCAAAUAACAACCCGCAACCCAGCACGCCUGGCAGAUACACGCCAGGCACGACGCCCCUUCACGAGAAGAAGGGGUCUCGCUCGCCCCGCGUGCGCAACCUGCAGUCCCCCCGCGCAUCGCCUCAACAGCAGCAGCAGCACAAGCACCGACAGGGGGUGUAUUCCCGCCUUGGUGCUAACAUUGUGUUUUUCCUUUCCUAG